AUUGGCCCCAACUUUUGCGUCACUUCCUAAAUAAGGAGGCAUGACCCAAUCUGUAGGACAAGUGAAAUUAUGGCGUCCUUAAAGUGUCUUCUGCGAUCAGGAAGGAAUGCUGUCUCUGUGGUUCUGCGAAGGGAAUUCCAUAGGACGUUGCCGGCUUCAUUGCAGGUUACAGUCCGUGAUGCAUUAAAUCAGGCUAUGGAUGAAGAACUGGAGAGGGAUGAGAGAGUGUUUCUCCUUGGGGAGGAGGUGGCACAGUAUGAUGGGGCUUACAAGGUCAGCAGAGGACUCUGGAAGAAGUAUGGAGAUAAACGCAUCAUCGACACACCCAUCACAGAGAUGGGGUUUGCUGGCAUUGCUGUGGGUGCAGCAAUGGGAGGCUUACGUCCAAUUUGUGAAUUUAUGACCUUCAACUUUUCCAUGCAAGCCAUCGAUCAGGUUAUCAACUCGGCAGCAAAGACCUAUUACAUGUCCGCGGGCCUGCAGCAGGUGCCCAUCGUGUUUCGUGGGCCCAAUGGCGCCUCCGCUGGCGUUGCGGCUCAGCACUCCCAGUGCUUCGCGGCCUGGUACGCCCACUGCCCGGGGCUCAAAGUGGUCAGUCCCUGGAACUCUGAGGACGCCAAGGGGUUGCUCAAAGCAGCAGUCAGGGACGACAAUCCAGUGGUGUUUUUGGAGAACGAGCUGAUGUAUGGGGUGCCCUUUGAGAUGUCAGAAGAGGCGCAGUCGAAGGACUUCCUCAUACCAAUUGGCAAGGCUAAAAUCGAAAGGCAAGGGGAUCGUGUCACUCUAGUGUCUCAUUCCCGGUUGGUGAGUCAUUGUCUCGAUGCUGCGGCUGUCUUGUCAAAAGAUGGCAUAGAAUGUGAGGUCAUUAACCUGCGCACUAUCAGACCAAUGGACAUGGAAACCAUUGAGAAAAGCGUGAUAAAGACCAACCAUCUGAUAACGGUGGAGGGAGGGUGGCCUCAGUUUGGUGUUGGAGCUGAGAUAUCUGCCAGAAUCAUGGAAGGUCCUGCUUUCAAUUAUUUGGAUGCUCCUGUUGCCAGAGUAACUGGUGUGGACAUACCAAUGCCCUACGCUAAAAUUCUGGAAGAUCAUAGUAUACCUCAGGUUAAGGAUAUCAUAUUCACGGUCAAAAAGACCUUGAACAUCUGAUUUUACCCUUUUAACAUGAUCAACACUAAGAUUUGUUUGCCUUGGAAUAUUUGCAGGUAGAUUUUGCUCCCCAUAAACUAAAAUCUGCUUAUGAAUCAUUCAAUAUUGAGAAUAUUUCAAACAGAGACAUCCGUCUUAAUGUUUUCAAUUUCGUAAGAUGGUGCAUGCUGUUACAUGUUGAGUUUUGUAACUAUCAGGUGUGUGAAUGUUGCAUAAUGUUUUGUGCAGUCAGAUGUUCACCUGAUUUCAAACUGAACACAAUUUAAUCUGCACAAUGGAUGAACAAGUGUUAUCUUUAAGAAUCCCCAUUUAAUGUGUGUCUUUAUAUCUCUGUCAAUUAUAAAGAGAACGAGACUCUGCUGC
Messenger RNA from Paramormyrops kingsleyae, 1512 nucleotides. It is a transcript of the gene pdhb, whose product is annotated as pyruvate dehydrogenase E1 subunit beta. Gene Ontology annotation, biological process: pyruvate decarboxylation to acetyl-CoA. NCBI's taxonomy places the organism in Eukaryota, Metazoa, Chordata, Actinopteri, Osteoglossiformes, Mormyridae. Gene Ontology annotation, cellular component: pyruvate dehydrogenase complex. The record is from RefSeq and is a predicted model, not a curated record. Gene Ontology annotation, molecular function: pyruvate dehydrogenase (acetyl-transferring) activity.